CUGCCCGUGGACGCCGCCAGAGAAGCAUCGUUAAAGUCUCUCUUCUCCCUGCCGUCAUGUCUAAGUCAGAGUCUCCUAAAGAGCCCGAACAGCUGAGGAAGCUCUUCAUUGGAGGGUUGAGCUUUGAAACAACCGAUGAGAGCCUGAGGAGCCAUUUUGAGCAAUGGGGAAUGCUCACGGACUGUGUGGUAAUGAGAGAUCCAAACACCAAGCGUUCCAGGGGCUUUGGGUUUGUCACAUAUGCCACUGUGGAGGAGGUGGAUGCAGCUAUGAAUGCAAGGCCACACAAGGUGGACGGAAGAGUUGUGGAACCGAAGAGAACUGUCUCAAGAGAAGAUUCUCAAAGACCAGGUGCCCACUUAACUGUGAAAAAGAUAUUUGUUGGUGGCAGUAAAGAAGACACUGAAGAACAUCACUUAAGAGAUUAUUUUGAACAGUAUGGGAAAAUUGAAGUGAUUGAAAUCAUGACUGACUGAGGCAGUGGCAAGAAAAGGGGCUUUGCCUUUGUAACUUUUGACGACCAUGACUCCGUGGAUAAGAUUGUCAUUCAGAAAUACCAUACUGUGAAUGGCCACAACUGUGAAGUUAGGAAAGCCCUGUCAAAGCAAGAGAUGGCUAGUGCUUCAUCCAGCCAAAGAGGUCGAAGUGGUUCUGGAAACUUUGGUGGUGGUUGUGUAGGUGGUUUCAGUGGGAAUGACAACUUCGGUCGUGGAGGAAACUUCAGUGGUUGUGGUGGCUUUGGUGGCAGCCGUGGUGGUGGUGGAUAUGGUGGCAGUGGGGAUGGCUGUAAUGGAUUUGGUAAUGAUGGAAGCAAUUUUGGAGGUGGUGGAAGCUACAAUGAUUUUGGCAAUUACAACAAUCAGUCUUCAAAUUUUGGACCCAUGAAGGGAGGAAAUUUUGGAGGCAGAAGCUCUGGCCCCUAUGGCGGUGGAGGCCAAUACUUUGCAAAACCACGAAAUCAAGGUGGCUAUGGCGGUUCCAGCAGCAGCAGUAGCUAUGGCAGUGGCAGAAGAUUUUAAUUAGGAAACAAAGCUUAGCAGGAGAGGAGAGCCAGAUAAGUGACAGGGAAGCUACAGGUUACAACAGAUUUGUGAACUCAGCCAAGCCCAGUGGUGGCAGGGCCUAGCUGCUACAAAGAAGACAUGUUUUAGACAAAUACUCAUGUGUAUGGGCAAAAAACUCGAGGACUGUAUUUGUGACUAAUUGUAUAACAGGUUAUUUUAGUUUCUGUUCUGUGGAAAGUGUAAAGCAUUCCAGCAAAGGGUUUUAAUGUAGAUUUUUUUUUUUUUUGCACCCAUGCUGUUGAUUGCUAAAUGUAAUAGUCUGAUCGUGACGCUGAAUAAAUGUCUUUUUUUUAAUGUGCUGUGUAAAGUUAGUCUACUCUGAAGCCAUCUUGGUAAAUUUCCCCGACAGUGUGAAGUUAGAAUUCCUUCAGGGUGAUGCCAGGUUCUAUUUGGAAUUUAUAUACAACCUGCUUGGGUGGAGAAGCCAUUGUCUUCGGAAACCUUGGUGUAGUUGAACUGAUAGUUACUGUUGUGACCUGAAGUUCACCAUUAAAAGGGAUUACCCAAGCAAAAUCAUGGAAUUAUUGGUUAUAAAAGUGAUUGUUGGCACAUCCUAUACAAUAUAUCUAAAUUGAAUAAUGGUACCAGAUAAAAUUAUAGAUGGGAAUGAAGCUUGUGUAUCAUCCAUUAUCAUGUGUAAUCAAUAAACGAUUUAAUUCUCUUGAAAAAA
Rhinopithecus roxellana (golden snub-nosed monkey) is the source of this 1734-nucleotide messenger RNA. Its product is annotated as heterogeneous nuclear ribonucleoprotein A1-like. Lineage: Eukaryota; Metazoa; Chordata; Mammalia; Primates; Cercopithecidae. The transcript has a single exon. The record is from RefSeq and is a predicted model, not a curated record. Gene Ontology annotation, molecular function: RNA binding. The coding region runs from base 57 to 476 and encodes 139 amino acids.